AUGCCCAGCAUCUCACCCGUCGGACUAGGGCGUAUGCGGCGACCGUCCGUGGCGUGUGCUACGUCAUUAACGCGCCGGCGACUCAACAGUUAGUUCGGUCCACCCCUCUCCGCACCCCUUUCCCCCGGCUUUCGUGCAAAGUGAAAGCUUAUCUCGAUCGAGUUCUGUAUCCCGUUCAGCCUCUUCCGGGUCCAAGAAACCGAUCGCGUUUGCAUUCGAUAUCGUACGUCCCCCAGACAGACAUCACCGUUCGCUCGUUCCUACUGGCGGCCCCCACCUGACGUCGACGUCGGACCUCCUCGCUCAUCCAACCACCUAGGACGGUGUCCUCAAGCAAGGAUCCCACGUGCUCCCCCAAGCCAAACGAACCCUCGCCGUUCUCUCAGGCCAGAACAAACUCUCUCAGAAAUUCCCCUUCAUCUGCCUCACGAAUGGAGGUGGAUCGAUCGAGGCCACUCGCGCGCAAAGGUUGACUCGCGAAUUGGGCGUCGAGAUUGGCGAAGGGCAGGUGGUGCAGAGUCAUACCAUCUUCAGGGGUUUGGUGCCGAAAUUCGAGGAUAAGCCUGUCUUGGUAAUUGGCGGGGUCAAGGAUCACUGUCGCAAAGUCGCACAACAGUUGAGUUACCCCGGGGAAGCAGAACUGCGCAUCUUGGAACGUUGAACUGACGCUGUAUGUGGGCCGCGAGCAAAACAGUUAUGGGUUCAAGCACGUCUACAUUCCGGAGGACGUACUACACUGGCAAGCAAGCGUGUGGCCCUUUCAAAAAUUGACCGACAAGGAAGUCGCUUACGCCAAGGUAGGAGAUUGCCGGGGCAGAGUCUUCUUUUGUCGUGAAAUUCGGCCUGACCCGGACCCAUCUCCCUUUUGUCUUCCAGGCCGACGUCGACUUUUCCAAAAUUUCCUUUGCAGCCAUCCUAGUCUUCCAUGACUCCUUUAAUUGGGGUCGAGACGUCCAACUGAUAUGCGACGUCCUAUCCUCGUCCCACGGCGUGUUGGGAACGAGUAAAUCCACUUCCGAAUGGGAAAGCUCACCUCAAUUGCCCGUACAUUUCUCCAAUCCGGAUUUACUAUGGGGGAACGAGUUCUCCCAACCCCGGUUCGGGCAAGGCGCUUUCCAAGAAAGUGUUGCGGCGGUUUGGAAGCGGACGUACAACAAGGAUUUGAUCAGGUGCGCGCGUCGGCGCCCGGGUCAGGGGGGGUUGUCGAGAGCACAUCGAGACUGAUGAUCUGGACCUGGGCCGUGCUGCACAGAACGACGGGUGGCAAACCUACUUCACACACGUACAAAUACGCUUCAUCCCUCCUGUCCCACCACGUCCGAUCCCUCUCCAACCCUCACACCCAUUCAUCCUCUGAAUCACUCCACGAAGCCGUCGUCAAUUCCGACGCAGGGCCAAUCGAAGGCAACGUCUACAUGCUGGGAGAUAACCCGGCUUCAGAUAUUGCGGGAGCGAAUGCGUUUGGGUGGGAGAGUAUACUGGUUAGGACGGGGGUGUUUAGAGGGGAUGUCAAGGACGCGGAGCAUCGACCGACGAUUGUGAAGAAUGACGUUUGGGUAAGUCUUGAGCGUCCCUCGGGCGAGCGAGGGCGAGGCUCAAGGGCAGGAGCUGACACAUUUGGGUUUGCCCUGUACAUUGAACAGGAAGGAGUCAAAUGGGCCCUCCAAAGAGAAGGCUGGGGUGAAGUACUAUAG
This is a messenger RNA of Microbotryum saponariae, 1694 nucleotides long. The record is from the annotation of a GenBank genome assembly. NCBI's taxonomy places the organism in Eukaryota, Fungi, Basidiomycota, Microbotryomycetes, Microbotryales, Microbotryaceae.